AUGACCCAGACAAAUAACGAGAUCAAUGAUGUCUUAUCUAAAUUGACGGCACUAGGUAGUGUCCUGGUUCCCAUGAAUUUGGUCACUGGUCUGUGGGGAAUGAAUGUGCAAGUCCCUGGCCAAUAUCAAGAGGAUCUUACCUGGUUUGGCGGUAUCUUGACCACCAUCCUUGCAUUUUGUGUUAUUUCCACAUUAUUAAUGCGAUAUUACAACAUUGUUUAA
Mucor mucedo is the source of this 222-nucleotide messenger RNA. RefSeq lists its product as uncharacterized. Gene Ontology annotation, biological process: transmembrane transport; metal ion transport; intracellular magnesium ion homeostasis. Gene Ontology annotation, cellular component: plasma membrane. The transcript has a single exon. NCBI's taxonomy places the organism in Eukaryota, Fungi, Mucoromycota, Mucoromycetes, Mucorales, Mucoraceae. Gene Ontology annotation, molecular function: magnesium ion transmembrane transporter activity. Bases 1 to 222 code for a protein of 73 amino acids. The record is from RefSeq and is a predicted model, not a curated record.